AUGACAUCACACGUGCGCCAAGACGCUAGAGAAAACGCGGGGAUCGCCCAGGGAAAGAACCGUGGAAAUGGCUAUGGCGCGACAUCAACAUCAUGGCAUCUUGCCGGAAAAACAUGUCCAGUCAAUGGAAAUCUACCCAAAGGGGAACAUGACUUGAUCGAAUGGGAGGAUUUGUUACACUGGCAACGUGACAACGAGUUUAUACCUUCAAGCUAUCGACGAGCGACAUUUUCCUGCUACCGUUCUUUGCAGAGCGUCUUCCGUCUCCACAAUGAAACAGUGAACAUCUGGUCUCACAUCCUAGGCACUAUUGGCUUCCUUUGUGCCCUGGGUGUCUUGGUUGUCUUCAUCCAACGCGAAGAUGUGGAGAGCGCAGAUCAUCUCGCGGUGCUGAUCUACUUUAUAUCCGUCAUUGCAUGCUUUUUCUUGUCCAUUGUGUACCACAUCUUCCUGGAUCACAGCCAAUAUAUUCGGACAUGGACCGGCCGAUUGGACUGCCUUGGCAUCGUAGUACCUCUCUGGGGCACCACCAUAGCAAGCACGCACUUUGGCUUUUACUGCGAAUCCACCUUGCGUGAGGGAUACGGCAUCGCCGCCACAAUUGCGGGCCUUGCCUGUGCAGUCACGACACUGCAUCCCUCUUUUUGCGGCCCAGCUUCCCGGCGGUUCCGAACAGCAAUGUAUCUUCUCCUCGGCCUUUCCUCAUUCCUGCCCAUCGUUCACGGCAUAUGUCUCUUUGGGCUUGGCCAAAUGGAGUGGAGAAUGAGCCUGUCCUACUAUCUCGCACUCGGCCUCUGUCAUGGCACGGGUGCGAUGGCAUAUGCCACCAGGAUACCAGAGCGAUGGACUCCAAGACGGUACGAUGUCGUGGGCAACAGCCACCAGAUAAUGCAUCUGCUGGUUGUGUGUGGUGCGGUGGCGUACGGGCUGGGUGUGCUCAAAGCCCAACAACAUUGGGCAGGCUUGGGCUGUGCAAACGUCGUCUGA
Messenger RNA from Exserohilum turcica Et28A, 987 nucleotides. RefSeq lists its product as uncharacterized. Gene Ontology annotation, molecular function: signaling receptor activity. The record is from RefSeq and is a predicted model, not a curated record. The transcript is spliced from 4 exons. Lineage: Eukaryota; Fungi; Ascomycota; Dothideomycetes; Pleosporales; Pleosporaceae. Gene Ontology annotation, cellular component: membrane. The coding region runs from base 1 to 987 and encodes 328 amino acids.